CUCCAUUCGGUGGCCGUUUGUCGACAUUCCUGCUUUUGUGUUCGCAGUAUUAGCAUCGUGCCACCGUGUUAAGUUGGUGCACAAAUUAAUUUAAUUUAUUUAAUUUAUUUUUUAUAAACCAAAUACUAACUCAAAAUGUGUGACGAAGAAGUUGCCGCCCUCGUAGUCGAUAAUGGAUCUGGUAUGUGCAAAGCCGGUUUCGCUGGGGAUGAUGCUCCACGAGCUGUAUUCCCAUCAAUUGUUGGGCGCCCCCGUCAUCAAGGUGUGAUGGUCGGCAUGGGACAAAAAGACAGUUAUGUUGGUGAUGAAGCACAAAGCAAAAGAGGUAUCCUCACAUUGAAAUACCCAAUUGAACACGGUAUUGUCACAAACUGGGAUGAUAUGGAAAAAAUCUGGCAUCACACCUUCUACAAUGAACUCCGAGUUGCCCCAGAAGAACACCCUGUUCUCCUCACAGAAGCCCCAUUGAAUCCUAAAGCAAACAGGGAAAAGAUGACCCAAAUUAUGUUUGAAACCUUCAACACUCCUGCCAUGUACGUUGCCAUCCAGGCUGUCCUGUCAUUGUACGCUUCUGGUCGUACCACUGGUAUUGUCUUGGAUUCUGGUGAUGGUGUUUCUCACACUGUACCAAUCUAUGAAGGAUACGCCCUCCCUCACGCUAUCUUGCGUUUGGACUUGGCUGGCCGUGACUUAACUGAUUAUUUAAUGAAAAUCUUAACUGAACGUGGAUACUCCUUCACCACUACUGCCGAAAGAGAAAUUGUCCGUGAUAUUAAAGAAAAAUUGUGCUAUGUAGCUUUGGACUUCGAACAAGAAAUGGCCACCGCUGCCAGCUCUUCAUCUUUAGAAAAAUCAUACGAACUUCCUGAUGGUCAAGUCAUCACCAUUGGAAAUGAAAGGUUCAGGUGCCCAGAAGCUCUCUUCCAGCCAUCAUUCUUGGGAAUGGAAGCCUGUGGAAUUCAUGAAACCACUUACAACUCCAUAAUGAAAUGUGAUGUUGAUAUCCGUAAAGACUUGUACGCCAACACAGUAUUAUCUGGAGGCACCACCAUGUACCCAGGAAUUGCUGACCGUAUGCAAAAGGAAAUCACCGCAUUAGCUCCAUCAACCAUGAAAAUCAAAAUCAUUGCCCCACCAGAGAGGAAAUACUCCGUCUGGAUCGGUGGAUCCAUCUUAGCAUCCCUAUCCACCUUCCAACAGAUGUGGAUUUCAAAGCAGGAAUAUGAUGAAUCUGGCCCAUCAAUUGUACACAGGAAGUGCUUCUAAGAAAAGUGUUCAUUAACAUCAUUAAUUAAUAUUAACAUCUUUAUUUCAUCUACAUCAUCCUCAUUUUAUGCAUAUUUGCUGUUUUUAUUUUUAUCUCGUCAUUUUAAUCGGGAUAAGAGUUCCUACCCAAAGCAUUCCAGCAUAAUUUUUGUAUUAUAUCACUUGAAGGUUUGAUCAACAGACUUGUAUUUGGAUCAUCGAUAUUUAUAUCCAACAAUAUUCAUAUUGGAUCAAACGGCUUGACUUCAUGUUUGUAAUUUGUAAGAUAAACUAUGAAUUAUUAC
This is a messenger RNA of Ctenocephalides felis (cat flea), 1550 nucleotides long. RefSeq names its product actin-5C. Gene Ontology annotation, biological process: mitotic cytokinesis. The transcript is spliced from 3 exons. Bases 136 to 1266 code for a protein of 376 amino acids. Lineage: Eukaryota; Metazoa; Arthropoda; Insecta; Siphonaptera; Pulicidae. The record is from RefSeq and is a predicted model, not a curated record.